AAUAAUAAUAAUAUACUGCCGAUUUGGUAUUAUUUAUUGGAAGUUUAUUGCUCCGUUCUAAUGAUAAUAACGAUAAUUAGGAAAGAAUGCGGGCAGACGCCUAAAUAUUCCUUACGAGUUGCUCUAGAAGAGCUUCAUUGUAGAGCAGCGAAAGUAGACGAGCGCAAGCAGGAAGUUAUCCGGCAUUGCCGCCCUCUACUUAUUUGGCUUUACCCGAAGCAGUCCUUCGCGCUGCUCUACACGUUGACGGCCAUUUCUUGUACGUUUCUUGGGAAAGUGGAGCAAGCAGAAAAGUAUGCUUGCUUGGGAAUAAACUUAUUAAAAGGGCGCUCUCAAAACAUAUCGCUACUGGAGUCUUUGAUCACGUGCUCGCUCACCAAAGCGACUUAUACAGAGGCUUUAAAACAUCUUCUCUCUCUCGUUUCUCUCGUGCCCCCGUCCACCAGCAACGUGCCUUCUAACGAAGCAUCUGUUGCUCAUAUUCUAAUUGGUCAGUACGCUUAUGCCUGCCUUGCUGUGCCGUAUGCUAUUGGCCACUUCAAAGUUGCGAAGCGAUAG
This is a messenger RNA of Zophobas morio, 558 nucleotides long. RefSeq lists its product as uncharacterized. The transcript has 6 exons. NCBI's taxonomy places the organism in Eukaryota, Metazoa, Arthropoda, Insecta, Coleoptera, Tenebrionidae. The record is from RefSeq and is a predicted model, not a curated record. The coding region runs from base 61 to 558 and encodes 165 amino acids.